UUUUCAUGCCCAUCUUGUUUUAUUUAUUGAAGGAGUAGUGUUGGUAUUCGCGUUUGUUUUUAUUAAUUAUUUUCGUUUAACAAUGACUAUGUAACAGUUCGUCAGUUGGAAAACAGCGUGAAAUCAUUCUCGGCACAUUUUCUUGUUGUGUCUAGUGUCGGACGACUUCAAUUUCAUUCUGAAAACAUGACAAAUCUUGAUGUGAGCAACAGUAGCACAGACAGCAGUUCUGGUUCCUCCUCGGACUCGAGCAGCAGCGGCAGCUCUUCCACUAGCUCCGGAUCUGGUUCCAGUAGCUCAGACUCUGAAUCGUCUACCUCAGACACCCCUGCAGUUGCACAACCUGCCCCUAAAUCACCUGCUAAGCCUGAUGAAGAACCACCAAAGAAGAAGGAUGACUCAAAACCUAGGCAAACAACUAAUAAAAAAGCAUCAUCAUCCAGUGAUGAUGAUGUACCAAAACCAGAGCCACCAAAACCCCCACCGCCCCGUAGACGUUCUUCAACCAAGCCUAAAUCAGCUGCUAGUGUCCUGGCCAAGGGGAAACCACCACGAACAGCAGCAGGUGCCAAAACACCAAAACCAAUACCUAAGACAAUGACUAAACAGCAAACAAAAAAUGACCAGAAAAAGAAGAGUAUAUUCUCACCUGACAACAGUUCAGAAUCUGAAUCAGAGAGCAAAUCAUCAAAGAGUCCUAAAGGAUCACCAAAAAAUAAAAGAGGUACUAGGAAAUCAAGCGAGGACAAGGACACAUCUCCUCCAUCACCGUUGACACCUGCUGAAAAUGAUGAUUCAAACUCCAAAGAUAAUAUAAAACGUAGAAGUGGAAGUAGACCCAGUGGGCCCCCGUCCAAAAAAAUUGUGGACAACAAAAGCGCCUCUUCAUGUUCUUCCAGCCAAUCUUCAGCAGAAACUGUUUCUUCCGAAAGUGACAGUGAACCAACGCCGAAAAAGGAGCCCAUUAAAACUGGAAAGACUAAACCACCUUCUUCAGCUAAUAAAGUUGAGAAAGGUAAAAGCGACUCUGGCGAGUCCCAGGCAAACAAUAUGCCCCGGAAGCUGACGCGGUCCCUGUCGGCCCGCGUGUCACGCAUGGCCACAGCCACGAGGCCCCGGACCACGGACACAGACUCUGAUGUUGACGAAAAGGCUAAUGACAAGAGCAAGGAGAUAAAGAAGAAGGGCCGUCCGCCCAUUUCCCGGUCUCCCAUCGUCGAGCUCACGCCGCCGCAGCCGAGCGAGCGACGCUGUCCCGUGCGAGGUUGCGACUCCACUGGACACCUCGGCGGCAAAGCAUCUCGUCACUUCACCUGGGACGCGUGCCCGCUGUACCACAACGUGACGGGCGCGUGGUGCGUGGCGGCGGCCGAGGAGCGCGCCGCAGCCGCCACGGCGCGCCGGCGCGCGCUCGCCAACAUGCAGCAGCGACCGCGCGCCAUGCCCACCAUAGAGCAGAGGGCGUACCAGCUCAAGGUCAAGGAUAUGCGCUCCAAAUGGAAGGGCAGCCAGGAGCUCCGUGAAAAGCUGGCGGCGUCUGGCGGGGACGACAUGAAUGAAGAGCGAGAACCAAUCCUGGAGGGCUUCGCACCUGAUUACGAUCUGCGGUUGUUCCGCGAGGCUCAAGCUCUAGCGGCUAUUAAGAUAGAGGAGGAGUUGGGAGAUAUCCCUACGGACAAGGGGACUAGGUUCGUGGUGAUGGGCAAAUACAUGAUGGAGGUGUGGUACCAGUCGCCAUAUCCCAACGACGCGGCGCGCGUGCCUCGCCUGUUCGUGUGCGAGUUCUGUCUCAACCACCACAAGAGCGCCACGGGCGCCGAGCGGCACCGAGCCAAGUGCGUGUGGCGACACCCGCCCGGGGACGAGGUGUACCGAAAAGACAAGCUCAGCGUAUGGCAGGUGGACGGUCGGAAGCACAAACAAUACUGUCAGCAGCUGUGUCUGCUCGCCAAGUUUUUCCUCGACCACAAAACUUUAUACUACGACGUGGAGCCUUUCUUGUUCUACGUGAUGACGUGCGCCGACGAAGAAGGCUGCCACGUCGUCGGGUACUUUAGUAAGGAAAAGAAUUCGUUCCUGAACUACAACGUCUCGUGCAUCUUGACGCUUCCGCCGUACCAAAGACAAGGCUAUGGAAGACUACUCAUCGACUUCAGUUACCUUCUAACCAAAGUUGAAGGCAAAGUCGGUUCUCCAGAAACCCCGCUCUCAGACCUGGGUCUCAUCUCCUACCGCUCCUAUUGGAAGGAGGCCCUGUUGAAAAGACUAUGCUCCGCGCCCGGACCUACUUUGUGCAUCAGGGAUUUGAGCAAGGACCUGGCUAUUGCGUCCUCGGACAUUGUGUCUACGUUACAGGAGAGAGGGCUCAUGAAGUAUUGGAAGGGCAAGCAUAUUGUGCUGAAGAAACAGGACGUGCUGGAGGAACUAUCUCGGCGUGCGGAGCGCGCGCGUUGCGUGGAGCCGAGCUGCCUGCGCUGGACGCCGCCGGGCGCGCCGCCGCCGCGCUGACGCCGCGCCCCGCGCGCGCGACUCGCGCCCAGAGCCCGCGCGCGCCAUCUGCCGCGCAGCCGCAGCAGCCAGGCCCGCAGCCUGCUCUAACUCUGCCUCUGCGUGCUCAUAUACACUGUGAGAUCUCUGCUUUUUCUGCAGGGUUAGCACAUGAUUGGCGUCCUGGCGGUCCUUAUGCCAUUGCAUGCCAAGACGUGUGUCUUGGGGCUACAUAAUCAUGUGCUAAAGGUGCUGUUCUUUGUGGACUCUGUAAAAUUAUACGGCGUCUAAUUUCAAAGACUUCACAGCGCGUGUAAAUUAUGGGAAAUUAUAACGGCGACCUUGUCCGUAGAAAAAUGUGGGCAAAAGGAUUUACUUUCCGAUGAAAAAUAAAUAUGAUCUUGGAGCUUUUUUCUACUAACAACUUCGCUGUGUUUUAGUCGUAGGUCAUGGACGCAGCGCGCUCAGUCUUAGGUACUUCUGUUGAAUGUUGGUUAGCUGUUAGUUAGAUCUCUUGCUUAAUGAUUCAAUGUCACUUGCCGCGUAACCUCAAAGUAUAUUAAUAAAUAAUAACUGCUUCUAGAUCUGUUCAAGAUGUGAGCACAGCACAGACCAAAAAGGUACAUUUUGCAUUGAUUUUCCCAGAAAUAGAAAAAAAAUAAAGUCGAGUCACUUUAUCGCUUCUUCGUACAAAUGUAGUCUCUAUAUUCCUGCCUGGAUAUUAACGUCCAAUAAUUCCAAUAUCAUUUAAGCACGGACCGUUCUUUCGAUAUUUUGAUAUUUGGAAACUUGGACAGAGCAAUGGUUAAUCCAUACUAUUAUUAUAAAUGGGAAAGUGUGUGUUUGUUUGUCCGUCUUUCACCGCAAAACGAAGCGGCGAAUUGACGUGAUUUUAUAAAUGGAGAUAUUUGAAGAGAUGGAGAGUGACAUAGGUUACUUUUGUCUCUUUCUAACGCGAGCGAAGCCGCGGGCAAAAGCUAGUAUACAAUAAAUUGUGUUAAACUAUAUUACAAAAUCAAAAUCCAGGAAAAUGGCAACGGCUUUUCAGUUCUUCGGCAUUGUCACUUCAUUAGUUUUAAUUGACAGGCCGUCAGUGGGCCCCUUUUAUUGCAUUUAAGUAUAAUUAUCUCAGUGAAAUGAUAUGUAUCAAAGGCAACUUCAUAUGUGUGUCACCGGCAUAAAUAAGAGAUGAUUUCUGUACCUUGUCGCUUUUAAUCAUUCGACAACUUCGUAUGACAUUUCAAACAAGAUAUUAAUGUGACAAGGUACAGAACUCAUCACUUAUUUAUGCCGGAGCCUGUACUGUGUAUAUUUGCUUGUGGGUUAGUUCACGAAUCUUAGAUACUUACCUACUUCAGGUGAAUUUGGUCAGUUCAGUGCGAGUCCCGCGCUAGCUUUUAUGAAUCUACUUAUAUCUAAUGUGGACAUUUCAGUUCAUUUACAAUGAUGGAACUGAAAGUUCGAACCUUAUGACUAGUUAAGUAAGAUACUCAAACGUCUUCUAAGUAUGUUCAUGUUGUGUAUUAUCGCAAUAAGUGUGGUUGUGUAGAGUAUUUAUAAGAAUCCUGAGAUUUUAUGACUUCGAACUUAAAGUAUACAUGUAACAGGUUAUCUACCUACAUUCUAGGAUCACUUUUUUUCCUGAAGACUGCGGCAUAACACGGGUAAGGAUGGGUAGUCUAGAUACACCAUACUCUCGCGCCAAUCAUGUGCUAAAACUGCUGAAAAUCAAUACUAGUUCAGUUACUUUUAAACAUGAAUUGUUGGUAUUUUCAUUUUAGCACACUUACGAUUACAUAAGAUUUUACUAGUCACACCCGGAUAUGUAGUGCGUAGAUAAUAACGCUUGUAUAUCAUAAGAUUGGAUUAUUAUAGUCUGUUCGUUGUGGUACUACAGACGAUGACGAGUUUCGAGUGUUAGUAUACAGGUUUACGAAUAUGUUAAUCAAUAAUAAUGUGAGUUACAUACCGACGGACAGCUGAAAAGACAGAGAGUCAUUACUGAUAAAGCAAACUGUAAAACCGUUUGUGGAUUUCUUAAGUUCAAGUAUUAACGUCAUAACACAUAACGUCUGCUACUCCGCUUGUUAAGAGGAUACGGUAGCGAAAAUGCUAAAAUGGAAAGGAGCCCCCUUUCAACUUGGGAAUUUUAGUUAAAUAUACAAGUGUUAUUAACUAGAUUUAUCGAAAAAAAAUUGUC
Molecule: messenger RNA, 4687 nt
Organism: Leguminivora glycinivorella
Lineage: Eukaryota; Metazoa; Arthropoda; Insecta; Lepidoptera; Tortricidae
Gene: chm
Product: histone acetyltransferase KAT7
Exons: 11
Coding region: 187-2508 (773 amino acids)
Biological process (GO): regulation of DNA-templated transcription
Cellular component (GO): nucleus
Molecular function (GO): histone acetyltransferase activity; zinc ion binding
Source: RefSeq, a predicted model, not a curated record